AUUCUGAUUGUGAAACUGGAUGAAAGAGAUCUAGUUCUCUGCUUCUCCAAUUUCAUCUGAGAUUCUCAAAUAUGGAAUCAAAUCUCUUUUAUCUAUGUGCCAAUUUUGGCAGAAUCUAUCGGCAAUUGGCAGGAAGAGUCCCAGGCUCGGGUCUCCGAUGAACUUGAAGUAGUCCUAAGUAAUAUCAUUUCUGAUUUUGGCAGAGACUUUGGUGUCAUAAACUACCAAGUAGUGAGUAUUGAUUCUGCUAUGUUUAUUUUCUAUCUGUAUCUGUAUUCUGAUCCUAAAUUACCCUUCAAAAUUAAUAUUUUCUACCAAGUAGUGAGUAUUUAUAUAACCAGUCUUCCAGGUGCAUAGAUCUUUCAAAUUUAAUCAUUUCAUUGUCUGAUUCUGCUUAUUAUUGAUUCAAUUUUUUAUUAUCAUUGAUUUCUGGUUAUUUACCACAUUCUAUUGUGCACUGGAUGGUGGAGGUGUGCCACACAAUUUCUGUGUUUUAAUGAGAAAUCCAAACUCCAAAGUAGGCUAUUUGCUUCCAGAUUUCCACCUUCCUUUGCUAGGAUGCAGUUUGAAACAGCUUUGUAAAUAACCUCCCUUAUGAAUAUACAAGAGAUUUCAGAGACAAAAAGAAGUGGCAAAAUCUUUGCUAGUGGUUUUGCAUUGGAGCUUCCCACCUUCAUCCCCAAUUUCUGCAGUUAUGAUGAUGGAACUCCUGUAAACAUUGCAGCUGCUCAACCAAAAGCUAUUGGAAUCUCAGGACCUUCUAAGAAUAAUUACACUCAAAGCAAUGUGGUUUCACCAUUCUACAAAAUAGGGUCGGCUCAAUCAAGCUCAAAGCCAUCGUCCAUUCAAGGAUGGCAUGCAACCAUGAAGGAUGCUGUGAGUAAAGAAUUAAAUCUUUUGUGCCCUCAAAGAGCUUAAGUAUCUGGAUGCUUUUGUUUUCAAAAAUAUUUGCAUCUUUAAUUUUCUCUAGUAGAGAUAUGUUAUAAUGAGUAGUAUUAUUUGCUGUCGUAGCAUGCUUCAUAUCCUGAUCUGGGUGCAGCUACUUUCUUCUUUGGUGUAUGUGAUGGUGCGUUAGGUAAGAAUUGGAUGCCUCAAAUAAGGUAGCCUAACCGAGAUAAUGUAAAGAUUAGAUGGCUUAAGUGUUCAGUCCCUAACAUUUGACUGAAUAAUUACAAGCAGGGCAGAUUCUGAUUGGAAGCAGUAAUACAUAAAAAUCGAGAGGAAGGACUGGGAAUUUUCAAUUGAUUUGGUUUCCAGAAAUUCAGGGUUUCGAAAUGAGGUUACCUUCAAAGUGUUUAAAAUGAGCAAAGAUGUAAUGAUGCUGGUAGUGAUUCUGAAAAUGAACAACUGAUGAUGGUAUGACGAAAUGGGGAAGAGGAAGAUGCAAGUCUUGUAGAGGCAUAUGGACGCAUGUGUUCUUCAUCAAAUGGACACUUAGGUCCUGAGUGCAGACAAUAAUUCUGUUGAGGAAGCAAAACCUCUGCUUCUGAAAAUAAGCCUUCAUUCCUCCUUGGACUAUAGCAUUCUUUCUUAUGCUUGGACAAUUUCUAUGCUUUAAUGGGAAUCUAAAGUAUCUGGUUUUGCCUUUUUAUCUGCACCUUCCUUUGCCAGGAUAUGGAUGCAGUUUGAAACAGCUUUUGUAAAUAACCUCCUUUAUGAAUCUAAGUUGAAUGCCUUUUUAUGUUGGCCCAAUCCCUCCGUUUAUGCUGUUCUUUUACUUUAAAAUUAGUAAUGACCAAUACUUACUGCGUGAUUAAUUAAGUGCUAAACUUCAA
This is a messenger RNA of Rubroshorea leprosula, 1775 nucleotides long. The record is from the annotation of a GenBank genome assembly. NCBI's taxonomy places the organism in Eukaryota, Viridiplantae, Streptophyta, Magnoliopsida, Malvales, Dipterocarpaceae.